This is a messenger RNA of Zootoca vivipara (common lizard), 1219 nucleotides long. The record is from RefSeq and is a predicted model, not a curated record. Lineage: Eukaryota; Metazoa; Chordata; Lepidosauria; Squamata; Lacertidae.
UCUAGAACCUUUCCUGAUAUCGACAUCAAGCUGACCAGCCGGUACAUACGGGAACUUCUUGGAGACUUGUGAGAUUGACCACAUGCCUUGAAACAUAGCAAAGAAGUGAAAUCCAUUGAGAAUACUUUCGAAGGAAGAGGUACGUCCUGAUGCUAAGCUCGCUAAAACUACCUUCCAGUGCUCUGCAAGAGCAGUGUCAAAAUACGCAUGUGUGGUUGUGCAAAGGAAGUUGAGAAGCCUAAGUGUCCUGGGCUGCUACUCCUUGGAAUGAAUAAGGGCCAGGUGCAUAAAAGGGCAUUAAGAUGUCAUUCCGUUUUGGGCAUCACCUCAUCAAACCCUCUGUUGUGUUUCUGAAGACGGAACUAUCCUUUGCACUUGUGAACCGGAAGCCUGUGGUUCCGGGUCAUGUUCUCAUUUGCCCACUCCGCCCUGUGGAACGAUUCCGCGAUCUGCGCCCUGAAGAAGUGGCUGAUUUAUUUCGCACAACACAGCUGGUUGGGAAUGUAGUGGAGCAACAUUUUGGUGGGACUUCACUCACCAUUUCCGUUCAGGACGGUCCUGAAGCUGGACAGACUGUGAAGCAUGUCCAUGUCCACGUACUUCCAAGGAAGGCUGGAGACUUCAGCAGAAAUGAUGACAUCUAUCAUGAGCUCCAGCGUCACGAUAAAGAGGAGGAGGAUUCCCCCAGCAAGUGGAGAUCUGACGACGAAAUGGCCGUGGAAGCAGCAAGCCUCGAGAAGUAUUUUAAGUGAAAACAUGAGGCAACAAAGCACCUUUGGCGAAGUCUGGCUGAGGCAGAAGACAAUGGAGGAAACCAGAGGCCCUCCCAAUCUUUCCGGGACCGAAAGCUCAAGAGAUGUCAAUAUAUUCUGCAGAGAUGCAGGAUUCUUCCACGGGAUGCUUUAUUAACCUCACCUAAGGGUUGUUUCAGCAAAGAUGCUUGUUGGUUUGCAUAUCACACAGAAUGCAUUGAAGUUGUUGCUUUAACUUCCUAUGAAAUUUUUUUUAAUCUGUUCCUUGGCCGAAAACAAAUAAAGCACUAAUAAAAUAAAUAGUUUCUCUGUUUUUUUGUUGUUUUUUUAAAGAUCUUUGGAAACGAUGCCUUAUGAGGAAUGGCUUAGGGAGCUGGGUAUGUUUAGCCUGGAGAAGAGAAGGUUAAGGGGUGAUAUGAUAGCCAUGUUCAAAUAUAUAAAAGGAUGUCAUAUAGAGGAGGGAGAAA